This is a messenger RNA of Prunus avium (sweet cherry), 597 nucleotides long. The record is from RefSeq and is a predicted model, not a curated record. Lineage: Eukaryota; Viridiplantae; Streptophyta; Magnoliopsida; Rosales; Rosaceae.
AUGGAUCCACAGGCUCCUUACAUGGGGCUCACAGAUAUCAUGCAAGAAAUCAUGGGACUCACAGAUAUCCUUUGUCGAGAACUGCAACAUAAGUCUCAAGACAUCGUGAAUGGCAUGAACUUAGUCGGUACAACAAAAAGUGCCCUUCAUAAGUUGAGAUUAACUGGUUGGGAAACUUUUAUUAGGAAAGUAUAUUUAUUUUGCAAGAAACAAGACAUUGAUAUGCCUCAUCUGAAUGCUCAAUAUAAAGUCGGAACAAGAUGUUCUUGUCAGCAAAAUGACAAUAUUACAGUUGAGCAUCACUAUCACUUUGACAUAUUCAAUGAUGCAAUAGAUUUUCAUUUGGUUGAGCUGAACAGUGGGUUCAGUGAAGGGGCAAUAGAACUUCUUAUUCUUAGUUCAGCUUUAGACCCUAGUGAUUCUUUUAAAUCAUUUAACAUUGAUAAAAUUUGCAUCCUUGCGGAGAGAUUUUAUCCUCAAGAUUUCACUCCUCAAGAGUUACAAAUUUUGAGAUGCGAGCUGAAACUUUACGAAGCAGAUGUACCUCAUCAUCCUGUACUUCAAAAAGUGUCUAGUCUCUCUGAAUUAUGUCGAUGA